CACCGCCAGCCAGCCGCACUCUGGACAAUAACACAGCUGGGGAUGCUGCACGGCCACCAGCCGCUCGCCACCUCUCCCGCAGCCUGCUGCCCGUGAGCGGAGAGACAGCAAGGGGGGCACUCGCCCAGGGCUGGCGUUUGCCUUCCCCUCCAGAGCGUCGCCUGGAUCCGCGAGCCGGAGGGCGAGGCAGCCAGGGGAUUGCAGAGGCUGGGAAAAUGGAGAUCGCGGAGGCUGGCGCCAUUCAGCAAGAGAGGCUGCAGGCCAUAGCGGAGAAGAGGAAACGUCAGAUCGAGAUCGAAAAUAAAAGGCGGCAGCUGGAAGACGACAGGCGCCAGUUACAGCACCUAAAGUCCAAGGCUCUGAGGGAGAGGUGGCUGCUGGAAGGAGCCCCGUCGUCCGCCUCCGAGGAAGACGAGGCCAUGAAGAAGCAGAUGCAGGAAGACAAAGUGAAGACCAAGGAGCUAGAAGAAACCAUCCAGAGGUUAGAGAGGGAGCUGGAGAUUCUGGAGAACGGGGACUCGGCGCCUUCCACCAAGAAGCUGGGGAAGGAGGUGCCAGCAAAGGAGGAGAAAGCAGCAAACGCACAGAAGACUCCGCUGGGCACAGCUAAAGCGGAGCAGAAGAUCUGCAACAGCCCCAUGAAGUCGGUGGAGGGCACUGACAUGAUGAAGGCAGCCAUGUACUCAGUGGAGAUCACAGUGGAGAAGGACAGAGUAACUGGCGAGACCAAAGUCCUAUCCAGCACCACCCUGCUCCCCAAGAAUCAUUGCCUGCAGGGGGUCAAGGUGUACGAGGAUGAGAUGAAAGUGGUGCACGCGGUCCACCUGGAGGACGGAGCCAUCGAGAAUGGGGUGCACCCUCUCAGCUCCUCCGAGGUGGACGAGCUGAUCCACAAGGCAGAUGAGGCGAACCUGAGCGAGGCCUCCCAGAGGGACUUGAAGACCAAGGAGCGUGAAGAGGCCAAGAAGGGGGGUCCCGGGAGCAGCCUGCCCAGCCAGAAGACCACUCCCCGGAAGGAGAUCACGGGGGUGCAAGCCAAGCCAGUGGACAGCCCAAGAACCCUGGCCUCCGGCGACGGGGCGGAGCCUAGCAAAGAGCAGCCGGUUACCAUGAUCUUCAUGGGCUACCAGAACGUGGAGGACGAGGACGAGACCAAAAAGGUGCUGGGCCUGGGGGGCACCAUCAAGGCCGAGCUGGUGGUGAUCGAAGAUGCCGACAACAAGCCAGCGGCGGCCGGCGCGGCAGAUUGCCCGGCCAAGGACCACGCCCCGCCCAACGGCAGCACCGUGGAGCCCGUGGCCGCCCUGCCGCAGAAGGAAGACGGCCAGGUCGGGGAGACGCCAGGAACCAACGACACGGAUCCCAAGGGGGCCGAUCAGGACCUAGACAUGAAGAAACAGCGUUGCAAAUGCUGCACGGUGAUGUGAAACGUCUGCCGGCUCCAUUGUACAGCCAAAAAGGACUGCCCCCCCCCCCACCUUCUGUUACCCCAUCCCUCAUAGUUCCCUAGGUUCCACCCACAAACUCCAAGUGUCACAGGAUUUUAUUUACCUACCAGACACAACUUCUUUUUCUUAAGAGACUGGGGAAACAAAUGCAGUGUUUGUAAAGUGUAUAAUAGGCAGCACCAUCUCCCGGCCGCGGCAUCGCUCGUCUGACGUCCGCUUCCAUGCAAUACGCCACCGGCGCUGAAUAUUAUAUUUAUUAUACACGCUUAUUUUUUCCCCCUGCCUUUGUCUCUCCCCCACCCGCUCCCCUGUGCCAUGGUGGGGUCUCUCAGAGAUCCUCAGCCCACCGGGGAUGGCCAUCACCAACUCUCCCGCCUGUAGGACUCCCGUUUUUUUAAUUUUACCGAUAGCUUUCCCUCUCGUUAAAUGACACCCUCCUCUGUUAUCCAAAGGAUGCCGGAGCUGAUCUCCCUGAUGGGGGGCUCAGGAGAGGGUCAUAGGACUAAGAAGCCUCCUUAGAUGGUUCUUCAAGAACUGGCUGUUGUUAGGACUUUUUUUUCCGGCCUUCUGGAAGGGGAAGGAGGGAGGCCACCUACGUCCCAGCACUUUCUCCACCUGCCCUGGCAUCAACGGGCCACGGUUUAGAAACACUCCGGCCACCUGCUCCAGCAAGACAGAAGCUCCUGUAUCAUCUUGAUGAGGCCACAGCCCAGCCUGCAGAGCCUGCCUGUCCAGCGGCAGCUUAACUAUCCCCCUCACCCCGGGUUCCUUCCGAUGACAGGUCUGGGGAAACCCAACAAGGCACAGACACAGCGCCCCAAACCACAGCUCCACAAGAAGUUUGAAGCAGAGGUUUCGGCCGGCACGUGAGCUGCUGGGCCGAACUUAAAUUUGGCCUGAUCUUGCUGCUUAGAGUUUUUAAGCACUGACCCGAGCCUUCAAACCAGCCGCAAGAGGGACUGUUUCUGCGGCAAAAGGGAAAGGACGCUCUCCGGGGAGGAGACCUCUGCAAACACGUGUGACGUACCGACCCAGCUUGGCCAAGGUCCGUGGGGGUGGGCUGGGAGAUGGACCUGCUGUUUCAACACCUAAAGUUGAUCGUUCCUGUGGUGCCAGGGGCAACUCUCGGUUCCAGAAAAAAUGCAGCAGUGUAAAAAAAUAAACAGGUCCCUGCUGGAUUUCCAGGCAGCAGAAUCGGUCAUUCCGGAGUCACUCCUCCUCUGAAGGAACUUCUCAGUCCAGCACUCACAAUGGUGACCACAAGCCUUAAGGUACUUUAUUGACCCCGCUGGUUUGAAUGUCGGAACCGGGGCCUAUCAGCUCCCACACCCCUGUGAUGUCAUGUCCUCUGCUGGUUUCUACAGAAGAGCGGCUCCUUCAUUUCUUAGCUGGCUUUUCUCUGCUGGAAUGCCAAGGCCGUGACGGGGCGAGGUGGUUGGAAGGACAUUGACUGCGUCUCCCCUUGCAUGAACGUUUCCCUUGUCGACACCGUGCCGGUAAGGAUAUCGGCCACUGAGCUGUUGACCGAGAUGCGCCCAGCCCUGGACGGUGGGUGAAACUGGAAGAGGUUGGGCCAAGGCUUGGCCAGCGGGAGACGGGACUGCUCGUCGGGAGUUCUGGAGGGUUGUUCUGGACAUGUUCAUGGUCAUUAAACUGUGGAGCCCUGGUUAGCCACAGGUAGGGCCCUCGUCCCCUGUCAGCACCUCCACCCACUCAGCACCGGCAGCCCCAUAGCAUCAGUGCUGUCGCCUUCCCAGUCCAGGACAGCCCUCCCCCGCAGCAUGCUCGUCUGGACAAAGCCUGAGCCCUCCAAUCCCCGGGCAUGUCCUAUUGCUGCAUGGGUGGGGGCGUUAUGAUUCGCCUUUGGCAUCACCUAGUGGCAUUGAUGGGUCCCCUCGAGUCAGUUGCUUAUUCAGCACAUUUGGCCCUGGCAAAGCAAAACGGUUUUCACUCUGUGGCCAAGGAGCCCAGCAAGGGACCCGACAAAUGGCUCUGAAGGGGGGCAGAGUUUGGCAGCUGCCUCAGUUGCUUGGAGACACCCCUAAACCAGGCCCCAGUCCUGCCCUCCUUGAAACCUGUGCAGGCCUGCUGACCCCAAUGGGGUUGCACCGGCUGUACCUGAAAGCAGAAUUCCCCCUUCCCCCAAGUAAAGAGAUGGGGCUGGAUUCGACUCUCGGCUACCAGCUGACUGGUGUGGGUCCGCCCCAGAGCUUGGGGGCUCCUCUGGGGGGGUCACUCACAGAGGUUUCCGCCUUCAGAAUAUCUCUAUUCUUUAAAUGGGUCCUGCUGAAGGAGGGCACCUGGUUUUGAAAGCAGUGAAGUGAGUGGGGAUGCUUUGCUCGGCUCAGAGCAGGAGCAACUUUUGUUCUUUUGCUGCUCCUGGUUCGAGUCUGUAGCUGGCCACUGGGCCUCAGCCACCGCCCGGGAGCUUCUGAUUCUUAGCCGGGCUGACGUCCGUUCUCGGGAACACCUCGCGAGGGAGCUCCUCAGAACGGAUGCCUCCCUGAUCCCUACUCGCUUUCCUUGCACCCACUCUCCCUGCAGCGUAGCGCUGUGGGCGUGGCGCGAUCAGCCCCUCGCUCCCCUGAUCACGCCCGAUGAAUUGCAGGCCAGACCCUAGCUGGUGUAAACUGCCAGAGCGCCGUCGACUGCAGGGGGAGCGACGCCGGCUCACUGACACCAGCUGAGGAUCUGCAGCUGAGCAUGACCCGGGAGGCAGUUCUGCUCCGCCACAGCCAGAUGCGCAAGGAUGCUGCAGGUCCCCCAAAGGCAGCUUGUUGGCUCGCUGCGUUUGGGCCCCCGUCCAAGUGGGGCGGCCCUUUAGGGGAGGCAAUGGGAGUACAGGGUAAACCCCGUCCAGCAGGACAAAUCAAUCAAUGGGCCAUGACCCAGGGGUGCCACUAGAAUGCAGGCUCGGUGCUAGUGGUGAGACUUCCCGGCUAGACAGACCAAGCUACUGGGUGUGGGUCUCGGGUCUCCUUUGCUGUGGCAGGGGCUGAAAUAGGACAAGCCGCAGGGUUAGUGACAGGACUAGAGAUUGCAGCUCGUGUACCACUCACUGUGCAAGGAAAAGCUGGUGCUCAGUUAGUGUUUGGUUCGGGACGGCAGAGUCAGGGAUGCCUUGGAGUUGGGUCAUUUAUCUGCAGUGAAUCAUUUAUCGAGCCGACUUGAGACCUUUUUCCCACGCGCCCCAGAUAGACUUUAUUACACAUUUGCUCGUUACUGGAAAUGGUUCGAUGAACGCUCAGUGAAAACGCUCCGGGAACUUGGCAUUAGGCAGGGAGUCAGGUUGCGGGCCGGAGUCUCUGCUCC
This is a messenger RNA of Mauremys reevesii (Reeves's turtle), 4760 nucleotides long. RefSeq names its product paralemmin (gene PALM). Gene Ontology annotation, cellular component: membrane. The record is from RefSeq and is a predicted model, not a curated record. Gene Ontology annotation, biological process: regulation of cell shape. Bases 216 to 1427 code for a protein of 403 amino acids. The transcript has 9 exons. NCBI's taxonomy places the organism in Eukaryota, Metazoa, Chordata, Testudines, Geoemydidae.